Molecule: messenger RNA, 934 nt
Organism: Oncorhynchus masou masou (cherry salmon)
Lineage: Eukaryota; Metazoa; Chordata; Actinopteri; Salmoniformes; Salmonidae
Product: calcium and integrin-binding protein 1-like
Exons: 7
Coding region: 126-695 (189 amino acids)
Molecular function (GO): magnesium ion binding; calcium ion binding
Source: RefSeq, a predicted model, not a curated record
UGUUACUAUGGUAUAUUUCGUCGAUUCAGAAAAGGGAAGUGGCUAGCUGCUUCGGAAAGUUAUCGAAGCAGAAAGUGUUCUUUCUCUGAAGUUGGCUAGCUAAUAACAAACAGAAGAAAAAAAACAUGGGAACAACAGCAAGUCAAUUAAGGAAGGAUCUGCUCUCAGAAUAUCAGGAGCUGACGUUUCUUACAAAGCAAGAAAUUAUUCUUGCACACAAGAGAUUCAGUGAACUCCUCUCCAAAGAGGACAGAAACAUCCCCACCCCGCGAGUGCCCAUGGAGAAAGUCCUUUCACUGCCAGAACUCAAGUCCAACCCUUUCAGAAAAAGGAUCUGUCACGUAUUCUCAACAUCUGAUAUGAAAGAUGGAAGUCUCACCUUUGAGGACUUCCUUGAUCUCUUGAGUGCCUUCAGUGAUUCAGCUACACUGGAAAUCAAGUCCCACUACGCAUUCCGCAUUUUUGACUUUGAUGAUGAUGGCACUCUGGAUGGUGGGGACCUGGAGAAGCUGGUGAACUGUCUGACUGGUGAGACAGAUGACACAAGGCUUACCACUGAAGAGAUGAGGCAGCUCAUCAGCAAUAUUCUUGAAGAGUCUGAUAUAGACAAAGAUGGAACUGUGAAUCUGUCAGAGUUCCAACACGUCAUCUCAAGGUCACCAGAUUUUGUCAGUUCUUUUAAGAUUGUUCUGUGAAGUCGACAAAUAAGAUGCCAGGAUAUGGAUGCCUUGGAUUCUCUGUCCUAUUAAUACUCAGAAUACCUUUUUUUUCUCCAUUGUAAUAAUUAUAUAUUUUUUGAUUUUGCCUUAAAUUCUUUAUAGAUUAAUAUUUUCUAUUAUGUUUGAUAAUGUAUUUUUACAUAAUGUAUAUGCGAUAAGAGCCCUCUAACUGUUUUUUCAAUCUAAAUAUCUAGAAUAAAAGUAAUCAAGUCUUA